AUGAAAUUAUAUUUAAUAUCUAUAAUUAUAUUCAUAUCAUUUAUUUUAAAUAAUUGUCAAGUUUAUAAUGAUUAUAACCCAUGGCUAUCAAAUUUUCAUGAUAGUGAAUUCAGCUCAUAUAGUGAAUGUAGCCCAAUUACAAAUGAAAUCGAUUGGUUAAAUUCAAAUUCUACAAAUAAUAAUAAUAAAAAUAAUAAUAAUAAUAAUAAUAAUAAUAAUAAUUGUAAACCACCAAUAUUAAAAUUUAAUCCAAUUUUAUUAAAAGAUCAAUCAUAUAUAGUAUUAAAUAGUGAUAAUAGUGAUAAUAAAUUAAAACUUGUUAAAUAUAAAUUUAAAGGUCAACAGAUUGAUUGGUCAUUCACUUUUAAUGAUUUUGAUAAUUAUAAUUAUAAAUGUUCAAUAAAAAUUAUAAAUGCAAAUAUAAUUACAGCAUCAUCAAUAAACAACUCAACAAUUAAUUCAAAUAUUAAAAAACCACCAACUUUAAUUUACAUUAAAGAAUUUUCAAAAUUUUAUUUAAUAGAUACUUCAAGUGGUACAUUACUAUGGAAUUCAACUUCAAAUUCAUUUAAUAAUUGUAAAUCAAAUAAUUAUUUUUCAAAAAUUUAUAAUUUUUAUUCAAUUUGUGAUAAUAAUAAUAAUAAUAAUAGUAAUAGUAAUUUAAUAACGGUUAGUCCAUAUAAUGAUAAUGAUGAAAUUAAAGUUUUAGUUAAUCAAUUACCAAAUAAUAUUACAAAUUACCAACAUAAAACAACUAAACAAGAUGAAAUUAGUAAUGAUGAAAUUAUAUUAGGUUAUCCAAUCACCUAUUCUAGAAUUGAUACAUUAUUAUAUGUAAACUUUAAUAAUGGUUUAGUAUCAUUAAUAGUACCACCAACUAUUGAAAAUAACAGUAGUGGUGGUGAUAGUAGUGAUAGUGAUAGUAGUGAUGGUGAUAAUAUGGUUUCAAUUAAAUUUCAAUUCUCUUUAAAAAAUAAUACAAUUAAUCAAAUCUCACCAUUAGUAUUUAAUAGUUUUAAUACCUAUUCAAAACAUAUGAAUACUUUAUCAUGUAAUAAUGCUAAAGUUACAAUUGAUACAUAUGAUCCAAAGACAGGCUCAGUAGAGCUUUCAAAAAUUUUAUUAUCUGGUGUAAAUUGUGCAAAUAUAUUCAAUGCUAAAGUAGGUUCGUCACCAUCGAUUUCAGCAAAUUCAUCAGCUAAAUCAAUUGGUAUAGUUUUCAUGUUCAAUUAUUAUUUCAAUGGAUUUUGGUUAUCUUAUUCAGGUAUUUACGUUUUAAAUCCAUAUAGUUUAAGAUGGUAUAUCAAUGGUGAAUAUUCACUUUUAUUAGAUUUUGCAAUCACUCAUUCAAAUUCAAUCUAUUUUUGUAGAAAUGAUAAAAUAUUACUUUAUGAUCAAAAUAUAUCAGUUUUAUCAUUUAAUUUACCUUUAAUUAAUAAUAGUAGUAAUAAUAAUAAUAAAAAUAAUACAAAUUCAAUUAAUUUUUGUAAGAUAGCAGUUGGUGAAAAUUCAAUUUUACUAUCUUUUAUAGAUUAUAAUAGUAAUAGUAUUAUCAAUAGUAAUAUAAAUAUUAGUAGUGGUGAUAGUGAUAGUAGUAGUAGUAGUAGUAGUCGUGGUAGUAGUAAUAGUAUAAGCAGUGAUAAUAGUAGUUCAAAUGAAAAUGAAUCAUUAGGAGAAUCAUUUAUAAUUAGAGGUAUUGAUUCAAUGUGUCCAGAUCUAUGUGGGGCUAAUAUGGGUUGCUUAAAGGAUGUAGGUUGUAAAUGUUUACAAGAUUAUUAUCCUGUUGGUAAUUGUUCAAGUUUUUGUCUUGCUUCAUAUACUUGUAGUAAUCAUGGUAAGUGUGAUGAAUUUGGUUCUUGUGUUUGUAAUCCUACCACUGGUUGGUAUGGCCAAAAUUGUAACCUUUGUAAAGAUGGAUAUGGUGGAAAUGAUUGUAAUGUUGGUAUAAGGAUUGGUAAAAAGAGAAAAGAAGGAAAGGGAAUAUGUUGCUCAUGUUUUUAUAAAUUUAAAAAUAAAAUCAAUAAACCUAAAAACUACAUCACUUUGGAUGAAAGAAAUAUUGGUGUUAUCAAUGAUAGUGGUAGUGGUGGUACAGCUCUAAAUGUUAGUAGUGGAAAUGUAAGUAGUGGUGGCGAGAGUGACAGUGAGAUUUUUAGUAUACAUCAACAACAAAUUUCUCCUCUACUCAAUAGUAAUAAUAAUAAUAAUAAUGGGGGUUUAAAAAAGAAAAAAAAUGACUACUUUGAUGAAGAUUUACAAUUAUAA
This is a messenger RNA of Dictyostelium discoideum AX4, 2265 nucleotides long. RefSeq names its product EGF-like domain-containing protein. The record is from RefSeq and is a predicted model, not a curated record. NCBI's taxonomy places the organism in Eukaryota, Evosea, Eumycetozoa, Dictyosteliales, Dictyosteliaceae. The transcript has 2 exons. The coding region runs from base 1 to 2265 and encodes 754 amino acids.